Messenger RNA from Chinchilla lanigera (long-tailed chinchilla), 845 nucleotides. RefSeq names its product LSM4 homolog, U6 small nuclear RNA and mRNA degradation associated (gene Lsm4). The record is from RefSeq and is a predicted model, not a curated record. The coding region runs from base 109 to 528 and encodes 139 amino acids. Gene Ontology annotation, biological process: spliceosomal snRNP assembly; mRNA splicing, via spliceosome; nuclear-transcribed mRNA catabolic process. Gene Ontology annotation, molecular function: U6 snRNA binding. Lineage: Eukaryota; Metazoa; Chordata; Mammalia; Rodentia; Chinchillidae. Gene Ontology annotation, cellular component: spliceosomal tri-snRNP complex; P-body; U6 snRNP. The transcript is spliced from 5 exons.
UGUCUGCCACUCCUUUUCGGCCUAGUGGCGCGCGGCGGGGCGGCGACCGGCGGCAACUUGAGCAGCUGAGAGUGCGGCGGAAGUGGCCGCCGAGCCCCCGCCGACGAUAUGCUGCCCCUGUCGCUGCUGAAGACGGCGCAGAACCACCCCAUGCUGGUGGAGCUCAAGAAUGGGGAGACGUACAAUGGGCACCUGGUGAGCUGCGACAACUGGAUGAACAUCAACCUGCGAGAGGUCAUCUGCACGUCCCGGGACGGGGACAAGUUCUGGCGCAUGCCCGAGUGCUACAUCCGCGGCAGCACCAUCAAGUACCUGCGCAUCCCCGACGAGAUCAUCGACAUGGUCAAGGAGGAGGUGGUGGCCAAGGGCCGCGGGCGCGGCGGGCUGCAGCAGCAGAAGCAGCAGCGCGGCCGAGGCCUGGGCAGUGCGGGCCGAGGUGUGUUCGGCGGCCGGGGCCGCGGCGGCCUCCAGGGCACCGGCCGGGGCCAGCCUGAGAAGAAGCCGGGCAGACAGGCGGGCAAGCAGUGAGGCCUCUGCUGCGGGGGCGGGGCCUCCCCCUCCUCAGGCAGCCAUGCGCCCUGGGCAGCCCUGCGGCUUCUGUGACUUUGCCGUCCCUGCAGCGGGCCGGUGCUCUUCAAGGCGGCUGGGGUCCGCAGCUUCUCCCGCGCCGCGGCCGUGGGUCUGGUUGGUCGCGGCCUGGCCCUGGCACCAGCCCUGUGUGUGGCAGCCGACAGCGGCUGCGCCCUGGGCCCCGCGCUGCCCUGCGCAGAGCCCACGCCGAGCCGGCGCCUGGGGUCUGCUCCUUCCGCUUCCCCUCUUGCAAAAUAAAAGCAACUGCACUGAGA